AUAGGAAGGAAUGUCCCAAGUUGUUGGAACUCAGGAGGAGCCAGUGCUGGGAAGAGGAAGUUCUCCUAGAAGGAGGUGUGACUCUCUCACUGAGCGAUGGGCUCAGGGACAGCUCCCUUGCAUCCGGACUACUCCAAAGACCCGAGGACCCUCAAUACAUGGAAGAGGCCUUGCUGACCACACACAUCAAGCAGACUCAAGGAUCUGAUUUGGGAUCAAAUGUCAUGUGGACCGACUGCUGAGUAAGAGCAGAUUAAUCUGUGACACCUGAUUGAAGUGGAGGCUGCUGAUUGGACGGGGCUGUUGGCGCCAGGAUGAGCGGCGCUGGGGAGGUUGUUUGUGCAGGAUGGCUCAGGAAAUCUCCACCUGAGAAAAAGCUACGCCGUUAUGCGUGGAAGAGGCGUUGGUUCGUGCUGCGUAGUGGCCGGCUGAGUGGCGAGCCCGACGUUUUGCAGUACUACAAGAACCCGCAUUCCCACCGGCCCAUCAGAACUAUCAACCUGAACCUGUGUGAGCAGGUGGACGCAGGCUUGUCGUUCACAAAGAAAGAACUGGAGAAGAGCUUUGUUUUUGAUGUGAAGACGGAGGAGAGGACAUGGUACCUGGUGGCCGAGUCUGAGGAGGACAUGAACCGCUGGGUGGCGUCCAUCUGUCUGCUGUGUGGCUUCAACCCAACAGACGAAGGACAUUUUGCACUUCCAGUGCCUGACAGCCCUCCCGUCUCCAGCACAUCCCCAAGUGGUACCGUUGCCACGGUAACAGUCUCGGAUGCCCCCUAUGAGCCUGUGAGACUACGUCCUGUGGAAGCCGAUGGUGGCAGCAUGGAGGAGGACUACCUGUGGCUAGUGCAGUGUCAGACUCACUUCAGGCUUCCGGAAGGUUCCUCCACCUCGCUUGAAAGCGACAGUGGUGACCAGCUCUUCCCUCCUCCCUCUGCCACCUCUUCGUCUUCGUCGCCCUCGCCUUCCCGACUUCCCACCAGCCUUCCUUCUUUUUCCUCCAGCUCUCAGACGGCGCCAUGGACAGUUGCCGCCGUGACGAACACCCUGAGCCAGUCUCUGGACUCCAGCGUGUCUCAGUACCUCCAGAGAAGAGGCGGGAAACCUCGAUGUCACCCCUCCCCACAUCCAAGAAAGCAUUCAAUGGAUAUCCACCUGCGCCCCGUCGCCAUUCCCCACUGUAGUGGCUACCAGAUCCCUCGCCCGGCAUCCGCACCUCAGCCAGCGCCCCCUCUGCGCCCCUCUUCCACCCCGAGUGUGGACGCCCUCACUCAGGCAGAGAUUCACACCUCCACUCCGACUCCACCACCACGCCCACCCAAGCCCAUUGCCAUGGCAGCGCAAGGUGAGAGUCCGACAAAUGGGCCGGCCUCUGAGUCAGGACCGAGGUCUGGAAGCAUGGACGUAGGCGGGGGCAUGGCGAGGAAUAACUCUGCCAACACACCUGGAAGCUGCAUGUCUCUGUCGCUGGCUCGUUCUCUCUCGGAGAGAGCAAACAUGUUUGAAUUCAGCGACCGCUUCAACAGCUACUUUUUGAAUAAAGGCAUGAUGCCGCUGGGCAGCGUUUGUUCUGAAGAUGACGCGGAUGAAAACUAUGUUCCCAUGAGCGCCGCUACUACCGAGCCGCCUCAUUCAGCGAGGUCCUCUGAGGUGUCCAAUCAUCACCAGGAAGCCAACUACGUCCCCAUGACCCCCCUCACUCCUCGCCCCCCUGCCGCGGCUGCUGACCUGGCAUCCUUGGGGAGGCAGGUGCCCCCGCCUGCUCACACGGGCUUCCGUAACUCCCCGCAGACACCCCUCACUCAACCCGCCCCUCCCCUCCGCAGGAACACAGCCGGGGAGGGGGAUCUCGAGGCUGUGCCGCCGCCCGUUCACCGGGACCUGAAGCCACAGCGCAGGGUCAGACCAGCGCCCCUCAACAUUCCUCCAGUGCAGCAGGAAUGGCAGGAAGUCGCGCCCCCUGUGCGGUCACCUGUCACUCGGACCUUCACAAGGCAACCGUCUACUUGUCGUUCAGUCAGGACCACCCCCUCCCACAGUUCGUCCCCCUCAUCCGAGUCUGAUGACCCUGACGACAGCUACGUUGCCAUGACGACCAGCAGUCUCAGCUUCAGCGCAGAAGAGCCUUCUCUGAGGCUCAUGCUGCAUCGUGCUUCAGAGCCCGGAGUCAGCAGCCCAAUCGUUGGGCGAGCCAGAGGCACCAAACAGGUGGAGUACCUGGACCUGGACCUCCAUGUGGGACAAGUGACACCAACAAGACAGAAACGCUUCACGGACGAAGGUGGUGACAAGCUGACUGGACGAGGUGAAGAGCGUGCACGUGGUGAGCGCACACGUGUGGACUACGUAGUUGUGGACCCCAAGAGAACCAAGGCGCUGAGGAAUACUCGGGAGGCGUGGCAUGACGGGAGAAUGUCCACGGAGAAGUUCAAAGAACACAGCUGAAAAGCCAGAUAUGGUUGUUCCUGUUUCAGUUUACACACGAGUUGUUCAAAUCAUCUUUUGGAAAAGGAGCCCAAAUCUGAACACGUCCAAAAUCAUCCCUAAAGAUCAUUUUAGUACAUCGAUUGAGUGUCCACAUCGUACUUUUCUUUCUGUGAAUAAACAACACUGAAGACUAAACUUAACGCUGUUCCACUGUGAAAUUG
Molecule: messenger RNA, 2647 nt
Organism: Doryrhamphus excisus (bluestripe pipefish)
Lineage: Eukaryota; Metazoa; Chordata; Actinopteri; Syngnathiformes; Syngnathidae
Product: GRB2-associated-binding protein 1-like
Biological process (GO): signal transduction
Cellular component (GO): cytoplasm
Molecular function (GO): signaling adaptor activity
Source: RefSeq, a predicted model, not a curated record